Messenger RNA from Helicoverpa zea (corn earworm), 8334 nucleotides. RefSeq lists its product as uncharacterized. NCBI's taxonomy places the organism in Eukaryota, Metazoa, Arthropoda, Insecta, Lepidoptera, Noctuidae. Bases 217 to 6960 code for a protein of 2247 amino acids. Gene Ontology annotation, biological process: protein phosphorylation; intracellular signal transduction; microtubule cytoskeleton organization. The record is from RefSeq and is a predicted model, not a curated record. The transcript is spliced from 27 exons. Gene Ontology annotation, cellular component: cytoplasm. Gene Ontology annotation, molecular function: ATP binding; tau-protein kinase activity; protein serine/threonine kinase activity.
AAAAGAUGGCAGCGAUUGCCGAUUGCUGUCCUUCGGAUUUAUUGCGAAAAUGGCGCAUUAUGUGAUAUUUUCACAUAAAAAUAUAGUUUUAAGUGAAAAUUUGUGUAGUGCUGCAUAGUGAUGGUGUGUUAUUUUUCAUGAAUGACAGUGAACUCGUGUGUAAAUAGGACUGCGACUUUCUUCUGGAUAUUGGAUUACACAUAAAAUAAAGUCACAAUGGUGGUGGGCGAUAGCAAGCGUACCGCCAACAUCAUGGACGGCAUUGAGAACACCGGUGACGUACGAAUGCACGACCACCGGCUGAGGCUCAAACAAAGGUUCGACAUAGUAAGAAAACUAGGUCAAGGCACAUACGGCAAGGUGCAGCUUGGUAUCAACAAGAAGACAGGCCAGGAGGUGGCCAUCAAAACCAUCAAGAAAUGCAAGAUCGAGUCCGAGGCUGAUCUCAUUCGCAUUCGACGCGAAGUCCAGAUUAUGUCUUCUGUUAGACAUCCUAAUAUUGUACAUAUUUAUGAAGUAUUUGAAAACAGUGAAAAGAUGAUCCUAGUUAUGGAGUACUGCUCGGGCGGUGAACUGUACGAUUAUCUUAGUCAGAAAAAAGUAUUACAAGAGGACGAAGCUAGAAGGUUAUUCAGACAGAUCGCAACUGCUGUUUAUUAUUGCCAUAUACAUAAAAUCUGCCAUAGAGAUUUAAAAUUGGAAAAUGUAUUAUUAGAUGAUACUGGUAGUGCUAAGAUUGCUGACUUUGGUCUGUCAAAUGUUUUCAAAGAGACAUCCCUACUGUCCACGUUUUGCGGUUCACCUUUAUACGCGUCCCCAGAAAUUGUCAAAGGAACGCCUUACAUAGGGCCAGAGGUGGAUUGCUGGUCACUGGGUGUGCUUCUAUAUACUCUAGUCUACGGAGCUAUGCCAUUUGAUGGCUCCAACUUCAAACGUCUAGUCCGACAGAUUAGCAAUGGCGAUUAUUAUGAACCUAGAAACCCGUCCAGUGCAUCACCUCUGAUUCGGGACAUGCUCACAGUUGAUCCGCUGAAACGUGCAGACAUCGCAUACAUUUGUGAUAAUCCCUGGGUGAACCUGGGCUGCAGCACGUCGUGCCUGGAGGAGGCGGAGGCGCUGGCGGCGCAGACGCCGGUGCGGCUGGACCUGCUGCUGUCGCUGGCGCCCGCGCAGCCCUCCAACUCCAACUCCGUCAUGGUGCCCAAUGAGGCUGAACUGGAUGCAGAAGAGAGCGGCAUAGACCUCACAAGCUCAGCGUCGAUGGCUCACAUUGAGCCCAGCAACUCCGCUGAAAAGAGAAUCCUGGAGUUAGUUGCAGAGGGCGGUGAAGACGCGAUAAAGCCGUCUCCGACGCGUACGAUCGUGUCGGCGUCGGACAACAAGCGCAAGCUGGAGCUUGCCAUGUCGGCUAGUGGACUGCAGAGGAAGAAGGAAAGAGUCGCCAGUUGUGCGAGUAUUGCGCCGCAAGCGCCGGUAUUACCUGAAGAGAGCUCACCAGAGAUACAGGCCAAUGAGGAACCACCGCUAGCUGAUGACUCGUCAAUACAACCGAACCUAAAGUCAUCAGCCACGAUCACAAUUCAACCGGCACCAGUGGAGUUAGUCAGAGACUUGACUAAAGACAUAGUGAAGGAACCGCCCAAACCAGAGGAACCGGUUGAGAAGCCAGCCAAACCACGCGUGGCUAUCAAGAAGAAGACCUCUCCUACUAAAACUGUGGAGGAAAAGCCGGUGGAGAAAGUUGAGGAGGUUAAGCCACAAGAAGACACGAAGCCAAGCAGUGUAGCGUCGGCCGCGGACAAGCUGACGUCACUGUCCAUCACACAGCCGCCUGCCAACCAGGUGCAGAAACCCAAGAAACUGUCUAUACCAGGUGGCAAUGUCGGCAGUUUCAAGGAUCAGUUCGAGAGGAGAGCUUCUCUUACAACCGCUCCAGAAAUCAAACGCAACAUAUCUAAACCAGUCGUAUCAAAGAUCGCUAAACCGAAAGCACAAAGUGAAGACCGUGAAUUGCAGCCGAAGACUCCUGACAACGGCACAGUCCGACUACAACAGAUUGGCAUUGAGCCUUCACAGAGCCACACUGAGGCUGAACGGGAGUCGAACCUGCGUAGCGGCGUCAAAAAGACGGAGAGCGAGCCCUCGCACAGUUCUACGUCUGUUGAUCCGGCUGUUCUGCUGCAGGAUGCUAGAAGGAGUCUACAGAACUCGAUGGCAAAGUUGGUUGAGGAGAAAGCUGGGGAGGAAAAUCGUCGCCGCGCCGCGCGCGAUAUCAUAUCGUCUGCUAUACGAACAGGCAAGCCGCCGAUGCCGUACGGCCGCUCGUCGUCCGCGGGCGUGGCGUCGCUGGCGUCGCCGCCCGCCACGCCGCCCGCGCACGCGCACUCCGCGCCGCCGCACCAGCCGAGAGUCUUCCGCACCGAGGCGCAGCAUCGGGUUGAAGAUCAUCGACACCCUAACAGUGCCCGAGGCGUGUCAGUGGAGCGCAUCAUCCCCAUCACCGUGGCUGGCGACGACUCCCCGUCCUCCCCGCCGCCGCCGCCCGCGCAGCCGCCGCCGCAAGUGCAGACCCCGCCCAAGCCCGGCCCCACGCCUGCGCCUAGAGGAUUCACGCCGCUCAGACGGCUGGCAUCAACGGAAUCCGGCAGCGCGAGCGAGGCAUGCAGCAGUCCGGGCGAGCCCAUUAAGAAGUCGGCUCGCGAGUUCAUCAUCCCCAUAGCGGUGGAAGGCAAGGGCUACGUGACGCCGCGCCAACGCUCGCUGGAGCCCGACACACACGCCACUACCGGCCGCGUGCACCGCGCCGCCAAGCCCAGGCGCAUCAGCAGUCUAGUAAGCGGUGGAGAAUCAGAAGAAGAGGAAGACGCUCACAUGCACCGACUGCGGCCGUCCCGCGCCGCCCGCGCCGAGUCCGUCAGCUCGGGGGAGGAGGACGAGGAAGAUGAGGGCUUCCAUCUCCUCACUGCUGAGAACCUCUUCUCGACGCUGUUACAUCGGGUUCGUGCACUAACGAACCGCCUGAACGGAGAGGAAGGGCCAGGCUUCAGCCAGCACUCGUUAUUCAACAACUUACAGUCACCGUUCUUCAACAGCCCCCACUUACCAAGGAGAAAUCUAUUACGCGAGGGCUGGGGCUCCCGCGACAUGCCGGACUUCGAGUCGAUGUUCAAGCCGCGCCAGCAGCCGCGAGGUAGUAGUAAGAAAACCGGUAAGCACCGUACCGGCCAACAAAAUUCGGAAUCGAACGUCGAAAGCGGACUCGACCUGUCGGACUUGGACCUGAGCUCCAUAGAGUUCUCGGAGCGCGAGAUGCGCGCGCUGUCGGGCCUCACGCCCGCGCUGUCGCGCCGCCUGCAGCGCCAGCUGCUCGCGCACCUGCCGCCCGCCGCCGCCAGGCGCCUGCGCCGCACGCUCUCGCUCUCCGCGCCCGCCCCGUCCGCCCCGCCCGCGUCCGCCCCGCCCGCCCCGCCCGCGCCGCUCGCCCGCGCGCUCUCCGCCGACCACGACGCGCCCGCCGCCACUACCGAGCCCGCCGAACAGACUGCGACUUCUGAACAUGCCGCGCUUACCGAACCCGCCGCGUCUGCCACCUCCGAACACGCCGCAUCUGCCACCCCCGAACCCGCCGCGUCUGCCACCCCCGAACCUCUCAUGGAAACAAAAGUAGAAAGCCCAAUCGAUAUAACCACACCGCAAUAUUCAACAUUACCGCGGCCACGACGCCGCUCCAGCUCGCGGGAGGUAACUCCACUGCUUGCCGCAGUCGAUGUAGAGUGUCCGUCACCUACUUCCCUGAUUCGGGAGUCACCGGUAUUGCGGCCGCGCGACCGGCCUCUGUUGAGCAAAUACUUGACCCCGGAGCGGACGCUGUCCCUUGACGAGUCGUACGGAUCGGACGGCGGCAGCGGCACGUCGGAGCCGAGCUACGCGUCGUCGUACGGCAGCGCGGCGGCGGGCGUGGGGCUGCGGCGGCACUCGCUGCGCGCGCCCGGCGGCGACAAACCGCGCCGCCGCGUCUCGAGGUUCCUUCGUUCCGAUUUCUUCGAUUCACCACCAGAUGAGAAUCUUUACGAGCGUCAACGAAAAGAAAGAGAACUGGAAACCCAGAAAAUAUUGCGAGAGAUCAGAGAAAAGAAAAACAAAUCGCAAGAAGCGGCGGCCGCAAAGAGUCCCACCGACAUAGCUGACGCUCCGCCCGCGUUCAGGGACGACAUUACCACUCCUAAGAAAUGUCUUUCACCCAUCGGACUUAACUCAUUAGUCGCAGGCAAGGAACGUAGUAGGUCGAACACUCCAUUUUUCCCGAUCCUCGAUAACAUCAAAGAAACCGCAGUGGACUUGUCCGCAUCGACGUCGAACUCGAAACGUUACACUAAUUUAGAAAACUCGAGAUUAAAAACUACUAGUGAUGAAAACGCUUCUAACAAAGAUUCCAGAUUGAUCCGCCCCAAAAGCUACCCUGUGAAAACUUUAGAUUCAAUAGACGAGCCUAGUGAAAACGUGCUGCCUGAAAGUUCGUUUAGCAGAGAUUACGACAGUAAAGAGAGGUCUUUACCGAGGGAGUCUAAACUAAUUAGGCCCAAAAGCUAUCCUGCAAGCAGUCCAUCACCAGAGAAAGUUUAUAUCAAUCGUAGCGUUAAAGUGGAUGACACUAAAGAUUCUUCAUCUAAGAAUGAGGUGAUUAAUCCCGAAAUUAAAUCUGACAUAGAAGUAAGUUUCAGUAUUACUUUGCCUAAGAAAAAGCCCGAAGUGACAAAGUCCGACUCUGCAAAAAAUAAUACCAAGUUGGAACACAGUGCCGAUUCCAAACCAGAAACAGAUAUAAAAACAAAUGACGCUACUUUAUCUUUGAAAAAGUACAGUGUAAUCAAACCCAGAGACAAUGACAAGUCUGACACAAUGGACGUUAAAACAGAUAACAGUAUACCAGUUGCUAAUGGAGGACCAUCGGUAGAUGUUGUAAAAGUUACGUCUAACGGAGACACUAAACAUACAGCAGCAGAUCAGUCUUCGAAAAAAGAUGAAACGAUCACAAAAACCAGUGAAACAGAUCAAACUGAAAAGAAAGGAACGGUAAAGAAAAAGAUUAUUAGGAAAGUUUCGUCGAAAUCUAAGACUGAUCUAGGCAAUAACUCAGAAACUAGUGACGCUAAAGCAGCUGCUGAAAAGAAAAAAGUAACUAAAAAAAUUAAAGAAAAGGUCGCUGAUGACGAUGGUUCGAAGUCAACAACAGUGACGAAAAAGAAAUCUGUUUUGCAAUCAAUAGGUCAUAAAUUAGAAAAGUUUGCGUCUAAUAAAUCUAGCUCCCCAGAGAAGGGGGCUGAAAAUAGUAAUGUAAGAAAUGAACCGAAAAAAGAUAGUUCUAAGUUAAGCAGAUUGCAACGAGAGCAAUCAGUGCCUGUCAACGUAGAGCCUACAACCGAAUCGAAUCUCAUUAAAAGAGCAGUCACAUUGACUGAUGUCGCCGCUCUAGAAACACAAAAUGCACCUCAGAACAAAACCACCGUUUCAAAAGUAUUAGGACUCUUUAAAAAGUUUGAACCCAAGGAAAGAUCAAAGCCGAUAGUUGAAAAACCACAAUGCGAAAGAGUUACAGAACAAAAAGAGAGUACUGAAUCUAAUUAUAAAACUGAAUCUAAUAUUGAACCGAGUGUGGACAGUCUUGACAAAGAUAAACCUCGUAGACCGACAUCACUGCUCCUUAAUGGUCUUGGACGUAAAAAUAAAUACGAUAGAACUUCUAGUGACAGUGUGUCCACUUUGUCCAUAGAUAAGGACGAUCAGCCAGCGUCUAAAAAAGAAAACGAAUCAAAGAACAUUAGAAACAGUUUAAAAUUAGAUUUCUCUAGAUUGCCAAGAGUUAAGAAAAUAGUUCCUACUAAUCCUGUGAUAGAACCCCAAAUUAUGAAUAUUUCCUCUGUUGAUGGUGAGACUGAAAAGAAAGAUAUUCCAGAAAAGAAAGAUAUCCUAGAAAAGAAUCCCACACUAAUAGAUAGUAGCGUACAUAUUGAUAACAAUGAAGCACAGAGCCGUAGUCGGUCGAGAAGUAGGUCAACUAUUUCAAACUCCGAGCUAAAGUCUGACAUAAGUGCUGACAAUAGAUUUUCCGACAGAAAUCCCCUGUCACCUUCAGAGAAUACCACAGUAAACCUGCGAAGCCACGAUUCCACCACGCCUGAGAAAGAAGACAUUGUCGAUAGAAUACGUAGGAAAAGCUUUUAUUCUAGAUUCAACGAAAAGAAGCAACGACGAAAGAGUAGUUUAGUGGGCCCUGGAGCGGCCGAGUAUGACCCGGUCGCCAGGAUACACUCGCAGCCGACGGACACCAAGUACGACGUGUCGCCCACGUCGCCGCUCACGUACGACGUGUCCCCGCUAUCCCCGGGCCUCUCCGUCUCCUCUGACUUGUCGCCGUCCACGGAACGCUAUAGAUCUCUUUUAACCGAUCUGCCUGUUAAUACUAGGACUAACUUAAGGUUUGAAAACUAUGGACUGAAUGAUAAAAUUGAUACAUACAGAUCUCUCGAUCGCAACGACUUUAGAAAAUAUCCGGGGAGCCGAAGUUAUCUAGAUUAUGAGCAACCGUCCACGUACGGCGCGAACAGGUACUCCAGAACCAAAUCGCUUUUAGACAGCUCCGACGGAACUGAAGAUAACAGUCUCCUUCACUCUCUGAGAGAUCCGCACAAAUACAACAGAACCAUAUCAAUGUAUUCACCUGGUAACUAUGCCACCUAUAGACCCAAAAGAACCACUCGCAACUCUGCCAUUAUUCUAAAAGAGAGCGAAAAAGAACCGAGCCCUGAAAACAUAUUGGAAAAAAUAAGGCAAAGAAAAAAGAUAUCAAUCAGCGUGACUAGGAAACCUGACGCUGAGAAGGAAACACUGCCAAGAUCCAAUAUCUCACCGAAAGGCGACCGCGAAGGCGACAGUGCAGAAUGCUCUGAGAAAGUUGACUGAGAGGAAUUAUUGAUUGUGCAGGAUAUAACUUGAUUUUGUGAUUUAUAUAAGCAUUUUGACAAUUAACUUGCAAACUUAUUGCGCAGACACUGUAGGUGUAGUAUCUGACGGAACUUGAUGCUUUCUUUGUUUUGUUGUUAUCACUUAUUUACAACGUCAUUAGAGUCUUUAAUUAGUGUUGAUCUAAUCGAGGCUAUAUCGAUACUCUUGCCAAACGUAGUAUAUACUCACGUGUUUUUAGAUUUCAUGUAAAUUAAAAGAAUCUCAUCACCGACAGAAGACUGUCUUUAGUGGCAAAUUUAGGUAAUACUUAUUGCAAUGAAUCUCUCACUAAAUUGAAAGUAUUCUAAAAUUCUUGCAAACAUUAGAGUUGAAGUUACUUUAACGUUGCCGAGUUAUUCGGACUAUCAAAUCAAAUAAAUUAUAGAUAGGUUGUAGCUAGUGUCACACAGACUCAUCAAAUUGCAACAGAUAUAUUAAAUAUUGUUUUGUAUGUACUUUGUUGGCUUUCUCCAAAGCGCGGUGACACUGCGCGUUUGACACAGCUUACCGAGCUGAACAGAUUUUGUUACUGUUAACUACUAUUUACUAUUGAAGUGUAAUACAUAAUAUAUUUUGCAAAGAGUGGACUUUUUGUUAAGUGUUUAUUGUAAAUUGAUUCUUAUGUGCCUUUAUAAAACAUAAGUGACUGGAUUUGAUAUAGUCCAUUUUAUUGAAAGAUAUAAAAUGACACAAAUUUUUAGAGUGUGUUUGCACAAAUACGUUUUACUCAACAUUAUUAACUAUAAUUUUUCUUAGUUACUAUCAAUUUACAUUUUUUUUAUGUGACCCUAAGUCAAUUUAAGUUUAAAUAUUUAUCAUAAUCAUUAUAGUAUUGAAUGCUAAGUCACGACGUAACAGUAAUCGAAUAGAAUGGUGCUUAGACGAUUUCAUUAGGGAUAACUAUUUAUAGACCGGACGUGUUAUAGACUCACACAAAACGUGUAUAUUUUUAGCAAUAGCGUUUUCAGUUUUAAAUACAUAUGAUUGUAAGCUGCUGGUGUUUUGUUCCAUUCAACUAGUAUUGUAUACGACGUCGCGUUGUAGCGCUACUCGUUUCUUAUUCUUUCUUUGCUGUACAAGUUAUGAAGUGGCUAGAUUACAGUGGUGUUAAAAAGCAAUAAUUUUAUGCAAAUCCGUUCAUCUUCGUAAUUUCGAAUCUAUUUAUUAUUUUUUAUUAGAAUUGAAAAUUAUUUAUUGGUGUGUGGUGAUUUUUAAUAUAUCUCUUUAAAGUCACAGUUGCCUCGGUGACAUUGGAACUGUGAUUCUUACGAUUGAUAUUAUUUACUAUCACACACGUUUUGUAUUGAAUGUGAAUAAAUUAUAUAGUUAAAA